Crotalus tigris (Tiger rattlesnake) is the source of this 3067-nucleotide messenger RNA. RefSeq lists its product as uncharacterized. Bases 69 to 1883 code for a protein of 604 amino acids. The transcript is spliced from 11 exons. NCBI's taxonomy places the organism in Eukaryota, Metazoa, Chordata, Lepidosauria, Squamata, Viperidae. The record is from RefSeq and is a predicted model, not a curated record.
GUUGUGAGGCAGACCUGGGGAAAAACUCAUUUAGUUUUGUACUGCUUGCCCAAGUCUAUCCACAAACUAUGCUGUUGUCCAGAGAACUUCUUUUGCUUCUCUGUGUGGGACUUGUGAAUGGGCUUUAUCACAACCACGAAUUGGAGGGCUUUGCUUCAAGCGAUUUCGCUGAUGCCAAUAUCACAGAAAAGAGGAUGAUGCAGGCAAUCAUGGAGAAAAACCCUUCGCCUGGAAAACAUCUCAAGAAAGGGGGAAUGCUGAAAAAGAAGAAUGCAACUGAACCAUUGAAAGCCUGUUUUGAAGACAAAUGUGGACCCGGCGGGAAAAAUGAGGCGACCCAAGACCCCUCUGCUCCUGGGGAAAACAAUAAAGGGGCCACUGACCCCCUGCUCUCCUCUCACUCCUAUUUGCACAAGGAAGUUGCUGAAAUGGCCACUGAAGCUGCAAAGAAAAUUUAUGUACGAGAUGAACCUCUUAAGAGGAACCCGAGAGCCUCUCGAAGAGCUUAUGACAACGUCUAUGAAGAAUUGGCAUCCUUUUCCGGUGGCUACUAUGUGAACAUGAAGAAAAAACAACUUUCUAGCGCCCUUGGCCUACUGGAGAUAUCCCUGAAUGCCGCUCCUGUUAAAAUAGCCCACAAUCGUGUGGAUGGCUCUCACUUCUCCUUCCCUGUGGAUGAAUCUCUCUCCGAGAUAUUGGUCUCAGUCAAGACUUUACGGCAUGAGAGGUUCAACUUUAAGGUCUUGCAACCUUCAGGUGACCCAUUCACAAAACCUCGAAUGUUGCUUGACACAAGUAAUCACAAGAUCGUGAAGAUAUCUCCUAUCCCUCAGCAAGGUCGGUGGACCGUGACUCUGACUCCCAGGGGCUCUUACGAGGUAGAGAUUAGAGGCAAGAGUUUGCUUGACUUUACCUACCGGAUAAUGGAAAAGCAGAAUGGCUACAUGCUUCCAAUCCAAGGACAGCCUACGAAAGGAUCAAACUACACCAUCUCUUUAAAGAUGCUGGGGCCAGCCAGAGGCACCCAGAUGCAGCGUCUGAUCAUUUCUGAUGGACUAGAAGGACCUAUUCACUCCAUCAUUUUAAACCAAACUUCUGACGCCCUUGGCAAUAGCUUGGCCCUUGCUCCGAUUCAUCUGGAUUCGUUGUCUCCAAUGCUGAAAUUAGAAGGUCUGUCUCCCGGCAACCUGCCCUUCUCACGUCUCAACAUCAAUCCUAUCCGUGUGGCGUCAGUGAGGAUUCUACCCCUGGCAGACCAAGAGAGUAACUUGUUGCCCGGUGGGAGUGUAGAGUUCUCUGUCCAGGUGGUGAAUGAUGGAUCCGCUGCAAUAUUCACCUUUAAUGUCCGCGAUGACCUGGGUUUCAUACAGACCUUUAGACCUACACAAGGUUUCCUGAGGAAAGGAGAGAGCACCAUUCUCACGGCAACUUUUGUGGCACCUGCCAAGAGCUCCGACUUUGCCUCAAGUCUUGCAACAUUUACAGCGAAAACCAGUUCAUCGCAAAAUUACCUGACUCUGCCCAUCACUGUCAUUCCCAAAACAGCCUUGGAAACUGAAGAAAACCCACCAGUCUAUCACCUUCUCCAUUUCUAUAUGCCUUGUGGAGCUGAUAGCCAGCACAGACCCAACUGCUCUCAACACAUCUGGCACAUGACAUUUUCUGCUGAGGCUGCUGAAACUGCUGUUAGUGUCCAGAUCAGCCCGGAUCCCCGUGCUUUAUCUUGUCAUUCAGAAGAGGAGGGCAGUGAUAAGAAGCUUAUCUGUGAUUACAAGUCAAGCUGCUGUUCUCCUUUAGCCGAGAUCCUGAUCAGUGAUGAAAAUGGCAACGUGAACAAUUUCACCGUGGAUUACAACACACAGCCUCCCACCCCAGCCCUGUAGUCCUCGAUUUAAAACAGGUCAUUUGGCGUUCGAAGUUAUGACAGAGCCUCUCUCCUCCAAAAAGGUACUUAUCUCCCAGAUCUGAUGUUCCCAUCAGUUGAAGUCCACAAGUUCUUAAUGUUGCUAAGGAUGGAGACCCCUGCUAAAGUAGAUAAGUGCCUUUAUGUACAAGAUAUAAAAUUCUGGGUUAUCUAGAAACGAUCAGUGAUAAAACCAAGAAAGUAUUUAAUUAAUGUAUCUAUUUAUUAAAUUUAUAUGUCGCCUAUCUCACUGUCCAAACUGACUCUGAGCGGCUUACAAUGUUAAAUAUAUAUAAAUAAUUAUAUACAUUCCUUCCUUUGGAAAACAUUGUUCUAGAUAUACACUUUAAAAUGUUGGUUCCUUGUGGUUGGAAUUGACAAACUGGCCGCCAUUUUGCUUUAUAAACCAGAUCUUUGGAUUACUGAUCACAACCUGCUCGAUAUUCAUUUUCUUAUUCUCUGGUGAUAUAUUUGCAUCUACAUUCCUGAGUGCCUAAUAUAUUAUGGUAACUAGCAUAUGGUCAAUACUGGAGUUAUUUAUAACUUGGUAUUUCAACCAUCUGUACUGAAAUGUGAUCUCUGUUACAUUAGCUGUGUGGUUUUAGAUUAGAGCGAGAAAUUAAGAUUUGAGUAAAAAUUCUGCAUCUGGUCUACUCAGGGUCAAGUUUCUUUAGCAUUUUGGAACCACUUUUCAUCUCCUUCACGCUGCGUUUUCCACCACCCUCAGACAAAAAGACACAAUACUUUGAUUAAAGGAUAUUUCAGGCAUGGCGAUUUAGCUCCUAAGAAUUUGGGAACCAUAUCUUAUUUUGCCCAUAUUAUGGAUGCUUUUAUAUUUUAAUGCUAUAAACUGCCCAGAGUCACUCUGGAAGAGAAAUGGGAGAUGAUAGAUAGAUAGAUAGAUAGAUAGAUAGAUAGAUAGAUAGAUAGAUAGAUAGAUAGAUAGAUAGAUAGAUAGAUGAUAGAUAGAUAGAUAGAUAGAUACACAGACAGACAGACAGACAGACAGACAGAUUUCUCUUGAAUGAUUUUCUACAUUAUAGAAUUAGUUUUGUAUUCACACUAAAAUUAAUCAGGGUUAUUCCUGCUUUCUCCAUAUAAUAUUAAGUUUCAUCAACUUUUUUUUUUCAUUUCAUGCUUCCUUCCACAAUCCCACUGCAAUUC